AUGAGUAUUAUUUGUGAGAAAUUACUUAUUAUCAUUGGUGAAAAAAUAGGUGGCAAAGCAUCAGAUGCUGAUGCGUCUAAAAAAGAAAAAAACGUUCGACCACCAGAUAUUGGUACAUCUGGGAAAGGGCAAACAUCCGAAGAAACUCCCUUGCUAAGGGAACAGUCUACUGUUUCCAUGGAUGUUGUGAGUGUUGAAAAAAUCAAGAAAUGGAGUCUGCAACAAGUUCUUGAAUUUCUUGAAAAAAAGAAAGAUGAGCUAUUUCUAAAUAACGACGACAUUAAGAUAAUCAAGGACAACAGAGUUUCCGGUCAAGCUUUCCUUCGCUUAACUGCAGAAAAACUUAUAUCUCCACCUUACAAUCUUCCUGGUGGUCCAGCAGAAACAAUCACAGGGUUGAUUGACACGAUUAAGGGUGGCGAAGAGCAAGAUGUAAUCACCGAAAUUCAUGAAAUGCAUAGUAAACUUACUCAACCAACUAUUGAGACUAUAUCCAUCUCUAAACUCAAUACAGGGAACUUUCAACUUUUAAAAAACCAUCUUAAUCUCGACAUUGAAAAUGUUUACUUCGACAAUAUCCCCAUUGAUAGUAAUGCAUCACCACCAGCUUUCGAAUGGAAGGAUAAGUCAGAACCAGUGCAUAAAGAUGAAUAUUUGGAAUGGUUAAACAAAUACAUUCCUUUGACUGAUGGCCGUAUUUGGUAUGAUGUUGGGGAUAACCACAGCUUACUAGACGUGUAUAAGGACUCCAGGUUACCCUUUAAUGUUCAUGGUGGAACUGAUGUAGUGGUUGUGAAUAACUAUGAUGUUGCAAGUCGUUUGAUUCCUGAAAGUAUUUAUGCAGUUCUGGAGUUGAAAAAAAAGAUCGAGAGGAAUCAUGUGAUGCAAGUCAUUUUAGAAAUGGUAAUUGCUGAUUUGAUUACCCCCAAAAGUAGGAUCGUUUUUGGAAUCAUAUCAGACCUCAUGGAUGAUUGGCAAAUUUUCUGGUUGGAAGAUGAUAGGACAAUAAAGAGUUGGAACGCACCAAGUCGGAAUGUUGCAAUUCAAGUAUUAAGUGAACUCUUAAGAGACAAACCCAAAGCAAAUCAGGAGAAUACAUCAAUCAUCAUUCCGGCUGCCAAACGUGUCAAGUUAAAUACUUUGUUACCUGAUAGAAGUGAAGAUGACAUUGCUCGGAUUGAAGAUGUAUAUGAUGUUAUGUCAAAGGAAGAAAUCUGGCACCAUAAAGUUGGAGUUGCUUCAGAAAUUGUCAGAAAUAUUCCUUCUUUUUCGUCAAUGUAUGCAUAA
This is a messenger RNA of Paraglomus brasilianum, 1287 nucleotides long. NCBI's taxonomy places the organism in Eukaryota, Fungi, Glomeromycota, Glomeromycetes, Paraglomerales, Paraglomeraceae. The record is from the annotation of a GenBank genome assembly.